This is a messenger RNA of Dufourea novaeangliae, 558 nucleotides long. Its product is annotated as glycine-rich cell wall structural protein 1.0-like. Bases 1 to 558 code for a protein of 185 amino acids. The transcript is spliced from 5 exons. The record is from RefSeq and is a predicted model, not a curated record. NCBI's taxonomy places the organism in Eukaryota, Metazoa, Arthropoda, Insecta, Hymenoptera, Halictidae.
AUGAAGGUGUUCGCGGUUACCGUCUUCUUGGCGCUCAUAGCCACCACCUACGCUGGUUACAUAAGCAGCGGCUGGUCCGGCGGCGGUGGCGGCAGCGGUUGGUCCGGAGGUGGCGGCGGCGGCUGGAAAUCUGGAGGUGGAGGCGGCGGAUGGUCCGGCGGCGGCGGUGGUGGAAAGAUCAUCAAGGUGAUCACCGUGAGCGGAGGUGGCGGCGGAUGGCCUAGCGGCGGUGGCGGAGGAUGGCCGAGCGGCGGCGGCGGAGGAUGGUCCGGAGGCGGUGGUGGAUGGCCUAGCGGCGGCGGUGGUGGAUGGAAAGUCGGUGGAGGCGGAUGGAGCGGCGGCGGCGGUGGUGGAUGGCCGAGCGGCGGUGGCGGUGACGUAGCCAAUGUGAUACCGAGGUUUGGUAGAAGCGAUGUAGACAGUAGACAAGGCUGCAAGUGUCACAUAGUCAUAUCAAACCUGAUGGAAGCGAUACUAAAAGCCUUGAAAUCCGACGAAGACCUCGGCAGGUCGCUUAAGCCUGACACAGGUCAUAUCAGAACCAGUAGACCUGAUUAG